Messenger RNA from Pelodiscus sinensis (Chinese soft-shelled turtle), 8938 nucleotides. RefSeq names its product phosphate regulating endopeptidase X-linked (gene PHEX). Gene Ontology annotation, molecular function: metalloendopeptidase activity. NCBI's taxonomy places the organism in Eukaryota, Metazoa, Chordata, Testudines, Trionychidae. Gene Ontology annotation, biological process: protein processing. The record is from RefSeq and is a predicted model, not a curated record. Gene Ontology annotation, cellular component: plasma membrane.
CAAAAUAAAAUACUACAGGAUAUCCCAAUCUCUCCUCCCCCCACCAGCAAGGAAACAUUAUAAAAGGAUUGGAACACAUGAGAGGACGUCUUUUCUAAUGAAGACAAUGAUGCAGCAAGGAUGAUUGAAGAAAAAUGAAUUAUGUUCAGUAGAUAAUUAGUUUUUUUAAAAUAACAGCAAGAAAAGCCACACCACCAAUUUUAAUGUUAGAAAAAGUUUGCCAGAAGUUUAGUUUCUAUAGAAAAGGGUUUUAUCACUAUAUGUUUGAGUAGCUAAAGUAUCUCUUCAGCAAUAUUGUGAAAUAUUCAUAUUCUGGAUUGAGAAAGGGGGUUAUUAAGCAAUUGAUUCAUACAGACUUUGCAAACUGCAAGAGCUGUAAAUAAAGUAGUCACUGUGUCUCAUCCCAAGUCUUGAUCAGAGAAAACUUAAGGGAGCCAGUGUUUUAUGUUGGUGUUUUUCUUUUGGAGUGUGAGCUAGGAAAUGGUUCACAACAGGAACUUUAAGCUGAAAUAAGAUUGUGACAGAAAAGACAGAGCUUAAACGUUGGGCUUGUGAAAAGCUGAAGUACUGGCACAACAACAGUAGAAAGAAAACAAGAUUUUUUUCUCAAGGCUUUCUAAAUUCAUUCUAAUGGAAGGAGAGGCAACAGGUAACUCAGUGCCAGGUACAAAGAGGACUGCCAGCAAAGCCAUUCGGAUAGCCCUUGGUGUGUUCAUAAGUGUUACCGUAGUGCUUGGAAUUGUACUUUUCUUGGUUAGCCAAGGUCUUAUAAACCUUUAUCCUAAGCAACAGUAUUGCUUGACAUCAGAAUGCAUUGAAUCUGCUGCCUCCAUCUUAAGCAAAGUAAACCAGUCCGUGGAUCCCUGUGAGAACUUUUUUCGGUUUGCCUGUGAUGGGUGGACAUCUAAUAAUCCCAUUCCUGAAGACUCAUCAAACUAUGGAGUUUAUCCUUGGCUGAGGCAAAAUGUGGACCUCAAGUUGAAAGCUCUGCUAGAGAAACCUAUCAGCAAGAGACGGGACAGUGAAGCUGUACAGAAGGCCAAGAUCCUUUAUUCAUCAUGUAUGAAUGAAAAUAAAAUUGAAAAAGCUGAUGCAAAACCACUGUUAAGUAUACUGAAGCAUUCACCGUUCCGUUGGCCUGUGCUAGAAUCUAACAUUGGGCCUGAAGGGCAAUGGUCAGAAAGGAAGUUCAGCAUGCUUCAGACCCUUGCGACUUUUCGUGGUCAGUACAGUAACUCUGUCUUCAUCCGUUUGUAUGUGAGUCCUGACGACAAAUCCUCCAAUAAACACAUCUUAAAGCUAGACCAAGCAACUCUGUGUCUCUCUGCACGGGAAGACUACCUUGAUAAUACCACAGAAGCUAAGUCUUACAGAGAUGCCUUUUUGCAGUUCAUGGUGGAUAUUGCAGUGCUUUUGGGUGCUAAUGCCUCCCGUGCAGAGUCUGAUAUGAAGUCGGUUCUGAAACUGGAAAUUAAAAUAGCUGAAAUAAUGAUUCCACACGAGAAUCGAAGCAGUGAAACUAUGUACAAUAAAAUGAACAUAUCUGCACUUAGCACCAUGAUCCCUCAGUUUGAUUGGCUGGGAUACAUCAAGAGGGUGAUUGACACCAAACUCUACCCUCAACUUAAAGAUAUAGGUCCUUCAGAAAACGUGAUUGUCCGUGUGCCCCAGUACUUCAAAGACUUGUUCAGGAUACUAGGAAAUGAAAGGAAAAAGACUAUUGCCAACUAUCUAGUAUGGAGGAUGGUUUAUUCAAGAUUAUUUAACCUCAGCCGACGCUUUCAGUACAGGUGGCUAGAAUUUUCUCGGGUAAUCGAAGGAACCACAUCCUUACCGCCUCAGUGGGAUAAAUGCGUAAACUUUGUUGAAGGAGCACUCCCUUAUGCCAUUGGCAGGAUGUUUGUGGAUGUCCAUUUUCAAGAGGACAAGAGAGAAAUGAUGGCAGAGUUGACUGAAGGGAUUCGCUGGGCCUUUAUCGACAUGUUGGAAAAAGAAAAUGACUGGAUGGACUCUGGAACAAAAAGGAAAGCUAAAGAAAAGGCAAAAGCCGUUUUGGCAAAAGUGGGUUACCCUGAGUUUAUAAUGAAUGACACAUAUAUUAAUGAAGACAUCAAAACAAUGAAGUUUUCAGAAAAUGACUAUUUUGGCAACGUACUGCAGACCCGCAAAUAUUUGGCCCAGUCUGACUUCUACUGGCUUAGAAAAGAAGUUCCAAAGACAGAGUGGUUUACUAGUCCAACCACUGUCAACGCUUUCUAUAGUGCAUCUACCAACCAGAUCAGAUUCCCAGCAGGAGAACUCCAAAAGCCUUUCUUUUGGGGGACAGAAUAUCCUAGGUCUUUAAGUUAUGGUGCCAUUGGAGUAAUUGUUGGGCAUGAGUUUACCCAUGGUUUUGAUAAUAAUGGUCGUAAAUAUGACAAAAAUGGAAAUUUAGACCCCUGGUGGUCCACUGACUCUGAAGAAAAUUUCAAAGAGAAGUCAAAAUGCAUGAUUAACCAAUACAAUAGCUAUUACUGGAAGAGAGCUGGCUUAAAUGUAAAAGGGAAGAGGACUUUGGCAGAAAACAUUGCAGACAAUGGUGGUUUGCGAGAGGCUUUCAGGGCCUAUCGGAAAUGGAUAGAAGAAAAAAGACAAGGAGUAGAGGAGGCUUUGUUACCAGGCAUUCCAUUCACCCACAAUCAGCUCUUCUUUCUUAGUUAUGCUCAUGUGAGAUGCAAUUCUUUCCGACCAGAAUCUGCAAGAGAGCAAAUCUAUACUGGAGUUCACAGCCCUCCUCAUUUCAGAGUUAUUGGUGCAAUGAGCAACUUCGAGGAGUUCCGUAAAGCUUUCAAUUGCCCAGUAAAUUCAACUAUGAACAGAGGUGCAGAAUCCUGUCGGCUAUGGUAGAUGGUCUUUUUAAAUCUGGUGCCAAGAGGGUUUUUUAAUACAAAGUGCUGUUUCUGAACUCUAACCCUCUGCUUACAGCUUCAGAGCAACGUUCAGCAGCAUGGAGAGAUUUUAUUUUUUUGUAAUGCAUCUUCAUCAUCUGGGUGGGUGACCUGCACAAAUCUAACCAUUGUCUGUUUAUGAUUUGGAAGCUUUAAAAAUCAGACAGGAGAAAGAAGAUUCAGGAAAAAAAUUGACACUCCAUGGUUAGAUUGCUGUUGAUGGAUUGCUGCCAUUACUCAUUCUACUUCCUGAUCUAUAGAGCUAAAUGUAGAAUACAAUUUUAAUCUAUUGCUUUGCAGGAAGGCUGAGCAAAAUCUUCCCUUACAAAAUUCAGUCCUUCCAGAUUUUCUUUAUUUCAUGAUAACUGUUAUGUAGCCAGUGCUGAUCUCCUGUGCACGAUACAGUUUUUUGGUAACAUACGUUAUGGCUACACAGCAUGCCAUCAAUGAUUUUCCAUGAUGUUAAGACACGAGAUCUUAUAUAAAUUCAAUUUAAGAAGUCAGAUCAAUGCCUGAGGUUGAAGCAGCUCCUCAUUGUUUCCAUCUGCACUGACUAAUCUCAAAAAUUACUUGUCAAGUCCUGGGCCGCCUUCAUGAGUGCCUUAAUAGCACCAUAUGGCGAAAAUCUAAGAGUGGAAAUGAGGUGAGGGUAGGGAAUCCCUGUCACUGUGAAACACUAGAAUGAUUGCAUUAUUAUGUGUAGCCUUAAUUCCUGUUCCUAAGAGGCACACACUUGCAAUAUGGGGUAUAGUUCACCUUUGUAUACAGGGCCUGAACAAGGAAGCUGCACCACUAACAUCUCGUGAAAGUCCCGUGCAGUACCUACGUCCCACUUGAACCCUACAAGCUGGGGUUUAAGUGAAAUAUAAGUGGUUUAUAGAUUUGUAUUCAAUGUGAGCUCUACUCAUGAGCAAUUGCUCAGUGCCCCAAGAAAUGUAAAGACCCCCAUUCAUGUGUUGUAUGCAUGGGAGCCCCCUAAUGGGCAAUCACCACCUCUGUUUGUACUAGCCCCCUGCACAGGAGUGACAUCCACCCAUCUCUAAAGGGGAGAUGUGACUCAGGAGCGUAGCAUCUUGAAUGUUGUCCUUUUUGCCUCAAAAGACAUAUUUCGAGAUGGGGUAUGUAACCAGGCAACUUAAGUCCUUCAUCUGAUUUCCACCAAUAAUAUUCUUAAAAGCAUGUUUUCUAUUGUGGUAAACUAUAUUAUGUAGUAGUUAGGAAAGAAAGGCAACCAAAAUAAUCUCUUGCCCAAGGAAAUAUAUAGAAGUGGGUUUUAGGUAUAAUGUACAGGAUUUAACUGAUUUUUACAUAGAAGAAUAAUUUCACGUUGUCAGAAGUUUUACUGUAGUAGUUUAAUAAAAAGAUCUUCCCCUUUAAAUGGCUUGGCUUAAAAAAACAUUACUAGUAUCAAAACAGGGGGUUAAGGUUACUGAGUAAGGCUGAUUGAAUUUUUUUUCCAGCAAAACCGGCUUUAAUCAAAAAUCCAAUUUUCUAUCAAAUAAAAAUUUUCAUUAAAGUUGUCUUUUUUUCUGUGCCUCGUAUGGGGGGAGGGGGAGGUGAUGCACUGGGGAAAUAUAGUUUGCUCAAGGAGCCCAGCCUAGACAGGAGAAUGGGAGCAUGAGGGACCUGAACUAUAUCUCCCGUGAGGCACUGCAACAGCUUUUCUAAAUAAAAAAUUUUUUUGGCCAAAACAUUUCACUAAAAAGUCAAUUUUCUCCAGGAAGAGAAAAAUAUUUGCCAACUAACUUUGAGUUCUACACCACUGAAAAGUAAUAAUUUUCCCUGAAGUUAUCUGCCAAAGUUGUAAUUGAGAUGAUCAGUAUUUUUCAUAAGGCCCUCUUAACUACAGAAAUAAGGACUCCUUGUUUAAGUUCUAUUAAUAGGACUCUAUGCAUGAUAGAGUUGCUCUUAAAGUUACUUGUUCUAGUAAAUUGACUUGUGAAUACAUUCAUGCUCUGGACAUGCAUAUUGGCAUUAUUCAGAAACAACGGAUAGUCUUGUUGCACCUUAAAGACUAACAAAUAUAUAGGAUCAUGAGCUUUUGGGAUAUAGUUCAGCUUUGUAUACAGAUGCAAACUCUCUUCUUCAGAUGAGAUGGAGUGGACUUUCCAGGGAGUUAGUGGAGUUUUUGAAGUUACACACAUUAUUUGAAAAAGCAGUGUAAAGUUCAGAGGUAAAAUCUUGGCCCCACAGAAGUUGCUAGGAGUUUUGGUACUUACAUAAAUGGGACCAGAAUUUCAUCUGUAGGCUUAUCUCUGGACAAUACAGAAACAGUUUCACGAUAGUCUGUUUUCUUUUGAGAUUUUUUUCCUUUGUGCUCUACCGGGUCAUAAAUAUAACGAAAAUCACCUCUUCCCAGCACUCAUUCUUCAACUCCCAGCCUUAGCCCAGAAGUGAUGUGCACAAAAAAUGAAAUAAACAAAGUUAGCCAAAUUGUUUUGGACAUUGAAAAAAUUGUAGCUCAAGUUUGAGUGUUGGGCUGAGUGCUAUUCAUUUGAGUUUAUCUAAACAUAGUAGAAGUAAGAGGAAAACACAAAUAGUUAACAUCACUGGGUUUCAUUAACCAGUUUUGAUUGACCUUUGACAUGCCAUAGUGAUAUAGACCAAAGAAUUAAAUCAUUAGCUAUUGGUCUAUAAAGACUAUUAACCUUCCUGCAUUAGGAUAUAAGCCAACUACUAAGUACCUGGGGUUAGUAAGGAACUUCCCUGUUUGAGGGAGGUAUAAAAGCCCCACUAGGGCAUGUGGCUCUGUACAGGUCAUUCUCAGACAGGAAAUUGGACUAGAGAGAGGCCUGUGGUCUAGUGCUGCACAGCUCCUGUGUCCCUAAAAAAAGCUAUUGUUAGCAAAUAGCACUAUUGCUAAGCUCCUGGCGUAGAGAUUGGGAUGCAACCUAUUCUAUAAACAGGAUUUUAGCUUGCAAUGGCUGACUUCCUGUGAUCUUUUAAAACUCAGUUUGCCCUUGGGGGCCUCAUCCCACAGUUGAUUGCCCUGGUAGAUGUACAAACAUCUGUGAAGCUUCACUAUAGCCAGUGCGAUCUGUUCUUAGAGCCUGAAAAUACAAACUCAACUCCUAUUGAAAUAGCCAAGGCAGUACUUUGGUUGUUGCCCUGUAAAAUAAUUAUUUAGGCGCAAGAGCCACUAAAGACUCUCAGGUGAAUCUUAGUUGUGAAUUGUAGCCAUUCUGAGAGGGAAAAAUGAAACUGGACACAGGUUUUGCCUACAUUUUUUAACAAACUUUUGUGUCUUUGUGGUAUUUAAUGCCCAAAGUAGUGAGACUUUCCAGGGAGUUAGAUUAUAAAAGUCAACAAAGUCACAACAAUGUAACAACAUACUACAGCAAACCCUUGACACCAAUAAUUGUGUCACAAGUGACCAGUUGAAAUGGGAGCACCUGAAGAACACAAUCUACGAUGCAGUUCUAUUAGUCUUUGGGAAGAUGGAAAACUAGGCCAAUGACUGCUUCAAUGCAUAUUCAUGUAUUGACACCAGUCACAGUCCAAACACACAGUCCAAACUAACAUCAAAAGAGACCCAAAUGAAUAAACCUGACAAGCAUUGAGAGUGGCAAGAACCAAGGUACUUGACACUGUGCCAAUGACUAUUGGUUGCACUUAAUGGAAAGCAUCCAAGUAGCAGCUGAUCCAGGAAACACUGGAAACAAAUAUGGUGGGAUCAAGAAAGCCUAGAAUACAACUUCAAAGAAGACAGCCCCAUUGAAAUCAACAACAGGAAAGGAACCAAUGACUUCACCAAGCAGAUGCAUAGCUCAGUAGAACACUAGCUUUACGUCUCCUGAAAAUAUUGUUAUGGAUGCAGCCGUCACCCAACUAUGAUCCUACUUGAUGAUUAACCGACUGUCAAGGAGUUUAGCCUUGCCAUAUAUGGCCUCCCUAAUGGAAAGGUUCCUGGAAAAGACUGCAUAUCACCAGAGGUUAUAAAAUGCAGAAAAUCUGUUCUAGUACAACAUGUUCACAAGUUGCUCUGCCUGUGCUGGAAAGAAAGUGAAGUACCACAAGAAAUGAGAGCUCUCAACAUCAACACUCUCUAUAAAAACAAGGGUGACAGGAGAGACUGUAAUAACUGUUGUGACAUUUCUUUUGUUAUUAUUAAAGCCUUUAUCCAAGUUGUUCUGAACAGACUUUAGACCUUUGCAGACCUGUUCUGAAUCACAGUGUGGCUUUGGAGUGGAAAGGUUUGCUAUUGACAUGAUCUUCUUGCUGAGAUAGCUAUUUCGGAGAAAUAUAGAGAACAAGAAAAGCCCCUCUACAUACCCUUCAUUGAUUUCAUAAAGGCUUUUGACUUUGUCAACAGAAGUGGACUAUUUGUGCUUUUUGAAAAGACUGGAUGUACCACCAACAUGAAAAUAUGUAUGGCACAGUCCAAUAUGAUAGUUCUGUUUUUGGAGCUUUCCAGAUCUGUAGUGACAUUAACCAAGAUUGUGUACUUGCUCCUAUUCUGUUUGGGAUUUUCUUCUCCCUCCUACUGGAACCAGAUUUUUGUUCCUCAACUGAGGGAAUCUACAUGCACACAAGAUUUGAAUCUUGUCAGACUCAGAUCUAAAAUCAAGACUUGGGAGGACCUUAUUCUACACUUCCUCUUUGCUGAUCGUGCAGCUGGGACAACCUGCCAAAGACUUUGAACUUUUUAUAAGCCUAAAAGAGACUAACAUAAUGUGCCAAGGAGCUGAGGAAGCACAUUCCAUCUGGAUCAACAACUGUGAACUAGAAGUGGUGAAAUUCAUAUAUCUGGGUCCAUAUCGCAGUCAACCUUUACUUUGAAAUGGAACUCAACAUUCUCAUUGGAAAAGCUGCCACAAAAAUGUAUAGACUGAACAAGAGGGUAUGGCAAAAGAAAAAACUGACAGAUCACACGUAGAUCUGCAAGUAUCACGUAUGUAUUAUCAGAACACUUCUGUAUAGGGGUGAGACAUGAACCUUAUACUUUCAACAGGGACAGAGGCUCCACAGCUUUCAUAUGUGUUGCUUUUUGAAUCUUUGGUAUCUCCUGGAGGGACAGAAUCACCGACACUGAGGCGUUCAUAUGGGCCAGCACACCAAGCAUGCAAUACUUCUCAACCAGAGAUAACUCUACUGGCUUGAGCAGGUGUGCCAAAUGAAUGAUGGGCAUAUCCCAAAGUAUAUCACCUAUAGUAAAUUGGCAUCUGGAAAAAUCCCCAAAGGAUGCCAAAAUUUCAUUUCAAGGAUGUUUGCAAGUGAGACCUCAAAGAAAUGGACAUGAAUAUGGACAAAUGGGAAGAUCAUACUCAUGCCUGCAGCCUUUGAAACAAGAGCUUAACAAAGGUCUCCAGAAUUGCAAGAGGAAGCAGUCCAGCUUAGCACAGGAGAAAAUAACAUGCAGAUGUCAAAGGGCAAUGGUUUGAAACAUUGUGACAGAGUUACAGAUAAGGCAGAUUGACUCUCUCAAGUGGGUCUCUUCAGCCACAUUCAUGGCUGCCACAAAACCAAUUCAGUAAAUUCUUUACUUCUCAGGGCACAUAUCCAUGGCCUCUUGAGACUGAAGGAUGUCUAUAUUUAGAUUAUGGCUCAUUGAUUCCAAUGGAACAAGUUGACGAGUACAGAAUUCCUCUAUUAUGCCAAUGCUGCCUCCUCUUUAAAGGUGUAUAAUGUCCUUUUUGCCUCAUUAAAUGUCAUUUUCACUGAUCCUGGGCAUUUCUAGGAUCAGCUCUUUGCCAUGUGGCAACACACGGUUACUCUUACUGCCAGUGGGGCCACCUUGAUUCACUGGAUUAUAUUUUAGUCUAAACCACAUUGCUGAUGCCCAUAAUUGAUGUUCAAUUGCUUGCCUAAUAGCCAGAAGAAAGCAGAACAAAAGACAAUUAAGCACAUUCUUAAAAAGUGUUACAGAGAAUUAUAAUAAUGCUUUCUGAUGUUUCCUCUUAUUACCAUUAUGUCAGUGGUCCCUUUUAUAGCUAGGUGGUGGGGUAACUGUCCCACACUGAUGCUAUGUCUAGACUGAUGCUUUUUUUUUUUUUUUUUGAAAAAGUUACGCA